AUCAGACUCGAACAUGUCGCUCGAAGACAGGCUCGCGAGCCUACGCGCCGGGAAGGCGCCGACGGCGCUCGCCCGCCCGCUCCUGCAGCCGCUUGGCGACGUCACCUUCACCGAGGUCAGCGAAGACGAGUGGGACGACGAGCCAAUAUCAUACAUCGCGCCGCCGCCGUCGCAGUCGACACGAACGCCCCCCAGUUCCGAGCCGCGUACCACCAUGUACACGUCUAUGGCGACGCCGCCGCCGUCCGAAGGCGCCCCUCGCACGCCGCCCGUGUACGCCGAAGCGCCACUGCCAUCGAAGUCUGUCAAUGCGAGCGCGCUCUACGAGACGGCGCUAAAGAUUGCAACGGCCGCUAUGGACAACGAGCGGGCGCGUCGCUUCACGACCGCGAUCGACGGCUAUGCUGAGGCUGGAAGCAUUUUCAUCGAGAUUGGCCGACAAGAAAGUGACGCGCGCGUUCAAAUGACCAUGAAGAAGAAGGCGUUCUCGCUGCUUACGCGGGCCGAGGCGCUUGCGACGUGGUUCGACAAGGUGCAAGUCGAGGCGUCGACCGGACUCAACAUUAGCGAGGCUCUCACCCAAGCGGAAGAGGCGACGUCGAAAGAAGUGACGGAGAAUGAAGAGCAGGUCCGCGUCAUGACGCAAGAGCUCCAGCAGCUCAAGUACGCGUCCGACCUGCGCGCGUCGUCGGUAGAAGAGAUUGCCGAGGUGACGGCAGCGCCGCAGGUGCAAGAUAUGAAGCUCGCCCUUGUGAACGAAAUGCACAGCCUUCUCAACCUCCCAGAGGUCGACCACCUCCGCACGUUCAAGCCACUAAGCGAAGACGCGACCAAGGAUGCGUAUGCGGUGGAGCUCGCACAACAGGUCGAAAGCUUGAAGAAAGAGCUUGCAUUCGAGAAGGCUACCCACGUGCUCGGCAACUUUGUGCGGAAGAAGCGGUUUCAGGCAGCGGCCUCAGUCGACGAUGAAGAGCAGAAUCGCCUCCAGACUGAAGUCGAUCGACUACGCGCCGAGCUCAAGGCCCACCAGGCGAUGCUCGCCGAGGCGCCCUCGAAGCGUCCGAUGACGACUAUUCUCGUCCCGACGUCACCGCGGCGACCGCCAACCGCACAGAAGCCAUCGCCGCAGAAAGGUGGGUUUUUUGCUGCGUUUGGGCGAAAGAAGGGUGGGUCGCACGCGCCGCCUGAGUUCUUCAUGGGCCCGCGAGGCUUGAAAAAGCAGCAGCAGGACGAUAGCUCCCCGCGCCGUCGGUCAGACCCGUCACUGCAGUCGCCGAGGGAGCUCCGUCGACAGCGGUCGACGUCCGGCGACAAUACGUCGGUAGACUCGGUGUGGCUCUAGCACACUGCUAUUAUGCUGGUCCAAAGAUGUAUUUACCGUAAUCUUAAUUCGCCGACUUUGGCUCAACAA
Molecule: messenger RNA, 1411 nt
Organism: Saprolegnia parasitica CBS 223.65
Lineage: Eukaryota; Oomycota; Saprolegniomycetes; Saprolegniales; Saprolegniaceae
Exons: 1
Coding region: 14-1342 (442 amino acids)
Source: RefSeq, a predicted model, not a curated record